CGGCACUCUGUGCCGGAGCUGUGUGCUGUUGUAGGGGAGAGAGGCAAUGGUAGGGAGUCUCGCUGGGGGCGCAGGACGGCGCCUAUGGAGCUGGGUGCCCCCGGCCUGCAGAAGUUUCUCUCUGGGUGUUCCUGAUUUGUAUUUUGUAAGGCUCACCGUCCCGGCCCCCAAAGUGGUUGAUCGUUGGAAUGAGAAGAGGGCCAUGUUUGGGGUGUAUGAUAACAUUGGGAUUCUGGGAAAUUUUGAAAAGCAUCCCAAAGAACUAAUCAAGGGCCCCAGAUGGCUUCGAGGCUGGAAGGGGAAUGAAUUGCAGCGCUGUAUCCGAAAGAAGAAAAUGGUUGGAAAUCGUAUGUUCAUUGAUGACCUGCACAACCUUAACAAACGCAUCAGCUAUCUCUAUAAACACUUUAACCGUCAUGGAAAGUACCGGUAGACGAGAAAGCUGGGGACUAUGGAAGGAACAUAUCUACCAUCCAGGAGAAGGGAAAUAGUACUUUUCCCUAUGAGGAAAGGGAUUUGUAUGUUCUCCUUAAUAAAAUGGGGCUUCUUUAGAA
Miniopterus natalensis is the source of this 554-nucleotide messenger RNA. RefSeq names its product mitochondrial ribosomal protein L51 (gene MRPL51). Gene Ontology annotation, biological process: translation. The record is from RefSeq and is a predicted model, not a curated record. Gene Ontology annotation, cellular component: mitochondrial large ribosomal subunit. Gene Ontology annotation, molecular function: structural constituent of ribosome. NCBI's taxonomy places the organism in Eukaryota, Metazoa, Chordata, Mammalia, Chiroptera, Miniopteridae.